AUGGUUUACGUCCAGAUUUCUGAAUUGAACCUUUCCAGUGGAAUAGAGGAACUAGAUUCUUUAAUUGGUUCAACUCUUUCAAGUGAUAUUACAUUAUUUGAAAAGAUUUCAUCAUCCACAUAUCGUGUGCGCAUUAAUUCUUCUGAAAAGAAAGUGGAGGAAUCCCAAUUAGAUACCGAAGACUCUGGAGCAGUUGAUGAUGACCUCGGUGACAGUGGUACAUGUAGCAAUGAUGAUGAUUUUGGGUGCAAUUCAGGAAAUUCCAAAAUGAAAAAGUUGACUUAUAUGAACCAUGGCAAAAGUAAAGAUAACAUGGUGAUAGUAUACACCAAAAUUGAUGAGAGCCAUCUAGGAGAAGUAUGGUUGUUAGGAUUGACUGAAGGCAAAUAUUCAAAUUUAAGCAUUGAAGAAAAGUUGAGCGCAAUAGCGGCUCCAAUUGAUCUUCUUCAUGCAGGUUCUAGUUUCAUAAUGGAGGAAAUGCCCAACAAGGAUACUUUGGCAUGGACAGCUAUGAUUUCAGUGCUGGCUCUGCGUGGGUUUGGCAAUGAGGCUUUUGAUAUUUUUAGACAGAUGGAAACAACUGGGGUGAAGCCGAACCAUGUGACAUUUGUUGGGCUAUUGUCAGCUUGUGCUCAUUCUGGUUUAGUAGAGAAAGGUCGCUGGUGUUUUCGUGUGAUGAAGCGUGUUUACUUAAUUGAACCGCAGCUCUAUCACUAUGCAAACAUGGUUGAUAUGCUUAGUCGUGCCGGGUUGAUAUGCUUAUAA
Messenger RNA from Prunus persica (peach), 765 nucleotides. Its product is annotated as homeobox-DDT domain protein RLT3-like. The record is from RefSeq and is a predicted model, not a curated record. The transcript has 3 exons. Gene Ontology annotation, biological process: RNA modification. Bases 1 to 765 code for a protein of 254 amino acids. Gene Ontology annotation, molecular function: protein binding; RNA binding. Lineage: Eukaryota; Viridiplantae; Streptophyta; Magnoliopsida; Rosales; Rosaceae.